Lycium barbarum (goji berry) is the source of this 2125-nucleotide messenger RNA. Its product is annotated as serine/threonine-protein kinase STY13-like. The coding region runs from base 599 to 1774 and encodes 391 amino acids. The record is from RefSeq and is a predicted model, not a curated record. Gene Ontology annotation, molecular function: ATP binding; protein kinase activity. The transcript has 5 exons. Gene Ontology annotation, biological process: protein phosphorylation. Lineage: Eukaryota; Viridiplantae; Streptophyta; Magnoliopsida; Solanales; Solanaceae.
UCUCCUCAAAAUAAUUCAAAAGGACAAAUUAAUAAGUUCAUCUUCACACACACAUCACCUUCCUCACGGCUUUAUCUUUCCUUUUUGCAGAUCAAGAACUAAAGCAACUUAAAAAAAUAAAGUAUAUUUACCACUAACUAAAGUCUCCCAAUUGCUUAACAUCUAUCUAUAUCUUUCAUUUUCUUUCACCUUAUUCUAUUCAUUUAAGCAUCUUUACUCUUCAGCCUAUUUAUCUAGAAAUAUAGUUUCUUGAUUUUCUAGUAUUCUCUUCUUUUUUCCCAUAAUCCCAAUUGAUCUACUAGUUGUGAACUGUUUGUUUUGAUAUCUAAGUGAACCAGCAAAAAAUUCUGGUGUUCCUUGCUUGUGGGGUUCAUUUUCUGUUGUUAUAAACACAGGCUCGUGUUGUAGAUUCAUUUCAUUUUCAAGAAAUCACUAAGUUUUCUGAUAGUUAGUCAUAAAAUUUUGAAUUUUUUGCUUUUUAAUGGUUUUGGUGCAAAUGGUUGGUGAAUUCUUGUUAAGUGUUUCAAUUUUGGUAGUGAAAUAGAUGUGCUAGUGUUGAUUCUUGAAGUUACUAGAGAGAGAAUUUUGGGGUAUUGAAAUGGGAUCUGCUAAUGGGUUUUACUCUUGUGAUGAGUUUAAUUUGGAAGCCAAAUGGUUGAUUGAUCCAAAGCUUCUUUUUGUUGGUCCUAAGAUUGGAGAAGGUGCUCAUGCUAAGGUGUAUGAGGGAAAGUACAGAAACCAGAAUGUAGCGAUAAAGAUUGUGCAUAGAGGGGAAACGCCUGAGGAGAUCACCAAGAGGGAAGCUCGUUUUGGAAGGGAGGUUGCAAUGUUAUCCAGAGUUCAGCACAAGAACUUAGUGAAGGUUUCUUUUUUAAGUCCCAAACUUGUGUUUGGAUAUGAUCUAUUUGAUGAGCGGUUAAGACGGCUAAAUGAAUUGCUUACAUUGGUUAUUGGUUUUCAUUUUAUUUUUCAUUUACAGUUCAUAGGAGCUUGCAAGGAGCCUGUCAUGGUCAUUGUAACUGAACUUCUUCUUGGUGGGACGUUAAGAAAAUACUUGGUGAGCAUGAGGCCGAGGUGUUUGGAUACUGCUGUCGCUAUUAGAUUUGCCCUUGAUAUAGCUCGUGGAAUGGAAUGCUUGCACUCUCAUGGAAUCAUUCAUCGUGACCUAAAACCUGAGAACUUGCUUUUGACGGCAGACCAUAAAACUGUCAAACUUGCGGAUUUUGGUUUGGCAAGAGAAGAAUCAUUGACAGAGAUGAUGACUGCUGAAACUGGAACUUAUCGUUGGAUGGCUCCAGAGCUCUACAGCACGGUCACUUUAAGACACGGUGAGAAGAAGCAUUAUAAUCACAAAGUAGAUGCCUAUAGUUUUGCAAUUGUCCUGUGGGAACUCAUACAUAACAAAUUACCAUUUGAGGGCAUGUCUAAUUUGCAGGCUGCUUAUGCAGCUGCUUUUAAGAGUGUGAGACCAAGCACAGAUGAUCUUCCAGAGGAUUUGGCUGUAAUUGUAACUUCGUGUUGGAAAGAGGAUCCAAACACUCGUCCCAACUUCACUCAGAUAAUACAGAUGCUUCUGCAGUUUCUUUCUUCAGUUUCACCACCGGAACCUGUAAUUCCAGCUAGGAUUUUCACUUCAGAGAAUCAUGUCUUACCACCAGAGUCUCCAGGUACUAGCGCCUUAAUGAUCAAGCGUGAUGACUCGGGUGAGACCCCUAAAACACCAAUGGAGAAUCAGCCAAGAGGAUUCUUCUUCUGUUUUAACCAAUGCUACUGAUCCCUAAGGGAAAAGUUUGUUAAUCACCUUGACGAUAUUCCAAGUUUAGCCCAGAUAUAUCACUAGAUAACUUAGCUUUUGGUCUUUCUUCCUCAGUCCCACACAAGAAAAAAGGUACUCUUUUGAGUUUUAGCUGCUAUAGUAAACCAGCUAUGUAAUUUAAAGGUGAAGUUGGUGAAGGAAGAUGCAUGAUCUAGACUUGUUUAACUCGAAAUGUGUUCUGACUUAAUUGUGUGGAGUUUCUGGAUGCUGGAGUUGGGUUGCUGUGAUGUAUAUUAUAGUUGUAAAAAUAAGGUCCAUCCAAAGGCCUGUACUCCAAUCUUUUGUUAAAAACCUCAAUUGACUCUGUCA